AGAGAGAGGUGGUCAGACUCAGAACAACACACACUUAUCUUGUUUUUGGUAUUUUGUUAUUUUGGAUUUGAAGGAGGAGCCUGGGGUGUGGGGUCCGGGUCCGGGUCCGUGAGUGAUGAGCGACUCCAAAUUACUAUUUCCUUUUUCCCUCUGAACUCUCUCUCUCUUUCUCUCUCUGCGGAUUUCAAUUUCCUCAGCAAUAAAACCUUUUCCUUUUCCUGUGAAGCAAUAAAAGCAAGUUUCUGGAUCUCCGUUUUAGCUCUGGAAUUCGGCAAAAAAUGGCGAAGCGUGGAUAUAAGCUACAGGAAUUUGUGGCUCAUUCCACCACUGCCACUGUGAACUGCGUCAAUAUUGGGAAGAAGGCUUGUCGUCUGUUUGUAACCGGUGGUGAUGACCAUAAAGUUAAUCUUUGGAGCAUUGGGAAACCCAAUUCUUUAAUGACCUUGUGUGGACAUACAACUCCAGUUGAAUGUGUAGCUUUUGAUGAAGUUUUGGUGCUGGCUGGAGCUUCUAAUGGUGUUAUAAAGCUAUGGGAUUUGGAGGAAGUAAAGAUGGUUCGAACUCUUAGCGGACACAGAUCCAAUAACUGUAGUGCUGUUGAAUUUCAUCCAUUUGGAGAGUUGUUUGCAUCUGGUUCAGUGGAUACUAAUCUAAAGAUAUGGGAUAUUAGAAAGAAAGGAUGCAUUCACACAUACAAAGGACACACUCGAGGCAUUACUACUAUCAAAUUCACUCCUGACGGUCGUUGGGUAGUUUCUGGCGGAUUCGAUAACGUUGUCAAGGUUUGGGAUCUAACUGCUGGAAAGCUCUUGCACGAUUUUAAAUUCCAUCAAGGUCACAUUCGGUCCCUAGAUUUCCAUCCCCUCGAGUUUCUCCUGGCCACAGGUUCAGCAGACAGAACAGUGAAAUUCUGGGAUUUGGAAACUUUUGAACUAAUUGGAUCUACUAGACCUGAGUCUACAGGAGUACGGGCAAUCACCUUUCAUCCCGAUGGAAGGACCCUACUUUCUGGGUUGGAAGAUAGUUUGAAGGUUUACUCAUGGGAGCCUGUAAUUUGUCAUGAUGCUGUUGAUAUGGGAUGGUCAACACUUGGUGACCAAUGCAUUAAUGACGGAAAACUUCUGGCUUGCUCAUACUUUCGCAAUUCUGUUGGAGUUUGGGUAGCAGAUAUAUCGCUUAUUGAGCCAUAUGGGUCUACUUCAAGACCUGAGCAAAAUGACAAUACAGAGCAGAAAAUUAAUCUUAAUUUCCAGGGAAGUCAUUCUUUAGAGAAAGGAGGAACUGGUCUCAGGUCAACUUCAGGCUUGCGGUGCGUGUCUCCAGAUUAUGAUACAAAAGAGAUAAAGAACAUAUACGUGGAUUCUACUGGUGGAAAUCCUGUUGCUUCACAGAGAGCUGAGUCCUUCAAUUCUCCAAAAGUGGCACCCCCAUCGGAUUCAAAGGAUAUGAGUUGUCUGCCAUCUCAGAAGCAGAGUCCUUCAGUAGGUUUGAAUGCAAGAUCUUAUGAAAAAGUGCUUGAUAAAUCCUUUGUUGUUCCUAGCAUUGUACCUAGGGACGGUGCUGAUGGAGGAGAUGGGGCAAAUUCUGGAAAGGAAUCCAUCAGCUUUUCAAGGACAAAACGUGGAAUGUUGCUCAGACCAGCUCAUGUUCAGAGGCCAUCAAAUAGUAAAAUUGAGGUCGAGAGGCUGCCAGAAGUUGUUGAAUCUGGAACUUUGAGCAAUGUGACGUGUGCAAUAGAUUCAAACUUCCAAUCCAAACAUGGAUCUGAAGAUGGAUCUAGAGAAUCCUGUGAGGAUAAACAUUCUAAUAUCAAGAUUGUUACUGAAAAGCUUGACAAAAUUUUGUCACCACGAACACCGUCUAAUCAGGAAAGCUGUGAUGAAUCCCUUAAUUGCAGCAAAGGGAUAAGCCCUGUUAAAAUGGUCAAUGGAGUUGCAGUUGUACAAGGAAGGACCCGCUCUCUGGUUGAGAGGUUUGAAAAAAGAGAAAGAUUUAAUAGUAUUGAAGAUCAAGCAUCUACUAUGGCUCGUGUGAUGCCUGAAGCAGAUAGAACUCCCACUUUGGUGAAAGGAGAACCUCAAACUUCUGGAAGGGACUCACCAUCUUCAAAUGAUAAGGAUGUUACCGAAGAUCUCAUGCAAACUCAUGAACUAUUCCUAAGUACCCUUCGCUCUCGCCUAACAAAAUUACAGGUGGUGCGACAUUUUUGGGAGUGCAAUGAUAUUAAAGGUGCUAUUAGUGCACUGAUGAAGCUUCCAGAUCUUUCUGUGCAAGCUGAUGUGAUCAGUGUUCUCAUGGAAAAAAUGGAGAUUCUCACCUUAGAUCUGUUUUCUUGCUUGCUUCCUGUGCUUUUGGGCUUGCUGGAUAGCAAGGUAGAAAGGCAUGCAAGUUUAUCAUUGGAGAUGCUAUUGAAGCUUGUUGCAGUCUUUGGACCAGUAAUAUGCUCAACCGUUUCAGCACCUCCAGCAGUUGGUGUUGAUCUUCAUGCAGAGCAAAGGCUAGAAUGCUGCAACCAGUGCUUUAUUCAGAUGCAGAAGAUCCAGAAAAUUCUUCCAGCUCUUGUAAGGAAGGGUGGUUUGCUGGCAAAAUGUGCUCAGGAAUUGAAUCUAGUUCUUCAAGAGUAAUGUUAAUUCUGCCAUGCAAAUGAGUUUUUGCAAUUGUGGGGCGGCGGCUCAACUGACACCCAUUGAUGGGACUGCAUAUAAAAUACUACACUUCCAAAUGAAAUACAGUUUCUCAUGUCACAAUUUUUUCCCAAUGCUUUCCUACCUGUGUCAUCAUCCUUGGCGUUUGUCAGUAAAGAGCACUAAAGCUUAAUGCAACAUUUUAAGCCUGGUCUUCUUGUAGUGCAUAAUCUCCUAAUUUUGAUUCUUUAAUUCUGGAGAUUAUCGUUUGUAUCUUGGGUUCAAUUGUAUGUAAUUGUAAUCAUGUGCCAAUUCAAAAUUCAUCUGUAAUAUUCAGCUAUAUAUAUAUAUUUGUUCUCCAAACUGCAGCAGUUUAUUUAUGUAUUCAAAUUCUUUGUGAAUGGGAAA
Messenger RNA from Quercus lobata, 3032 nucleotides. Its product is annotated as Transducin/WD40 repeat-like superfamily protein. Lineage: Eukaryota; Viridiplantae; Streptophyta; Magnoliopsida; Fagales; Fagaceae. The record is from RefSeq and is a predicted model, not a curated record. Gene Ontology annotation, molecular function: microtubule binding. Gene Ontology annotation, biological process: microtubule severing; microtubule depolymerization. The transcript is spliced from 18 exons. Gene Ontology annotation, cellular component: katanin complex. The coding region runs from base 279 to 2624 and encodes 781 amino acids.